Molecule: messenger RNA, 1515 nt
Organism: Physeter macrocephalus (sperm whale)
Lineage: Eukaryota; Metazoa; Chordata; Mammalia; Artiodactyla; Physeteridae
Gene: PSAPL1
Product: prosaposin like 1
Biological process (GO): regulation of lipid metabolic process; epithelial cell differentiation involved in prostate gland development; sphingolipid metabolic process
Cellular component (GO): lysosome
Source: RefSeq, a predicted model, not a curated record
AUGCUCUGUGCGCUGCUUCUCCUGUCCGGCAUCCUGGGUGCCACCCUGGCCGGCUCCACCUCUGGCCCUGAGGAACGUGCAAGGGCUCGGCGGCGCGGUAUCGGGCUGCAGGUGGCACCGAGGUGCGGGUCCGUGGGCAGCGAGGCUGCCGUCUGGAGCUAGCCCACUGCCAAGUCCCCGCCCUGCGCCGCGUGCCUGGACGAGGCGGCCGCUGCCAGCAAUGGACUGAACCCCGAGGCCAUGGAGACGGACCCGGCUGUGGUGAUAAAGACUCCCAGCCGGGAGUCUUCGGCCAAGUGCAAGGGGAUGGUGGACGCCCACGGCCCGACCGUCCCGAGCGUGCUCGGUGGAGCCCCGGGCAGCGCCCCGGCACGCGUGUGCCAGCCGCUGCGGAGGCUCCCGGCCAGCCCGGGACCACCCUCCGAGGAGGACGCAUCCGAGGAGGUAGUCCCAUUCGUGGCCAGCGGGCCCCUCAGCUUCCGACCGCCACGGAUUCCUGUAGCAGUGUGCCAGGACUGUGUCUGGCCGGUCACCCGGCCCCAGGAUGCCGUUGGGCCCAACCUGUCCACCCUGGUGGAGGUGACCACAGGGGAGCAGGGCAAGUCCCUGGGGCCGGGCCUGACUCUCCUUUGCGAGAACCACAUCUGCCAGUCCUUUGCCCCUCCCGAGCAGCCGAGGCUCAGGACGCCAAAUGAGAUGUGCAGGAAGGAGGGCUUCCGUGAGGCGAAGGAACGGGCCCGCUUGGCUCACGUGGCUGCUGUGGACGGGGUCCCUUCGCUGGAGCUGGCGUCGCCGAGGAAGACGGGUGAGGUCCAGAUGAAGGCGGGCGUGCCCUGGGAAGUGCGUCUGCCGGUGGUCCAGAAGCUGGACCAGCGGCUGGAAUCCAACAGCAGCAAGGUCACCAUCGGCCACGCCCUGGAGCGUGUGUGCUCGGUGCUACCCGCGCCCGUGGUCCAGAAGUGCGUCAACUUGCUGGACGCCUACAGCCCUUCCUCGGUGGAGCUCCUGACCAGAGGCACCCCAGAGAAGCUGUGCACGUGCAUGCGGCCGUGCGGCACGCGGAGGCGGGCCUGGGCGGCCCACGAGGGUCCUACGACGCUGCCACCGCCCCCGCUGGGAGAGGAGCACCGGGGCAGCUUCCGCAGGGGAUGCAAGCGGCUGCUUGGCGUGUCCGCCCACAACCCGGGGCAGUAGAGCGCCAAGCACCGCACCCUGAGGGCCUUCAAGGUCUGCAGCACCCUGCCGCUGCCCCUCACGGUACAGUGCGACCACCGCGUAACCGAUUACCGGCCCGUGCUCAUCGAGACCCUCAGGGAAGCGAUGGACCCCACGGCCCUGUGCACGAAGACGGCCUACCGCGCUCCCACGGCAGCGCUGCCGGGCGCCGACCGGAGCCUCCUGGCACCGAGCUUCCGGUGCAAGAGCCAGGAGGCAGCCGAGACGUGCGGCUCCGCGGAGCGCUGCCAGAGCCACGCGUGGAAAGAGGCGCCCUCCCACGCCCGAGAGCACGCGUGA